CAUUUGAGACAUGUUAACAUUUAAGUAAGAGAGGGAGAGAGAGAGAGUCGCUCAGAGUGUAGAAAUCCUCAGAGCUUGAAUCAGUAGCUCUGGCCUGUCAACAGGUGGCAGAGGCAGAGAUUUGGUGAGUGACCUUCAGACUUUCAAAGAAAAGAGACAAACGGAAGAUAAAGGAGGGGGAAAUUUAACAAAUCAUAAAACGCAAUGAGCGCUGGACUCCUGUGGAGGGCCCUGUGCCUGCUGAUUAUACUUUGCACUGUGUCACACCAUGUGCGCUGYACAGACAACCAGCCAGAUUCCUCUGGCACAGAGCAGGGACUCACCUUCAGCCACAUCUAUAAGCUUGACAUCCCAGGAAGCUCUGGUUGCACCGUGGAGCAUCUGCCAACACACAAGACAGGUCUGCAGCAAGAUACCRUAACCAAUGGAGAAAAUGACAUCAUCUUUAAACAUAACAUUAGGCUGCAAACACCCAAGUGUGAUUGUGAGGAAUCAGAAAGCUUCAAAGACCUACUGUACAGAAUCAAUGGACUGGAAGAAGAAGUCACCUACCUAAAGACCCAGUGCACUCAAGGAUGCUGUGGAAGAGGAGGUGUUGCAGGUGUAGACACAAGCUGCAGUGGUCAUGGUACCUACCAGCAAGACACCUGCAGCUGCCUUUGUAACCCAGGAUGGGAAAGCCCUGACUGCUCCGUGUCCUCCUGCCCCGAUGAGUGCAACGACAAUGGCCGAUGUGUAGAUGGGAAAUGCGUAUGCUAUGAGGGUUACACAGGAGAAGACUGCAGCCAGCUGGCAUGUCCAGGCGACUGCAAUGAUAAGGGGCAGUGCAGAGAUGGAAAAUGUGUGUGUUUCCCUCAUUUUACCGGUGAAGACUGCAGUACCCCGACGUGUCCUAAUGACUGCGGUGGCAAUGGGCAGUGUGUGGAUGGUCAAUGUGUCUGUGAAGAAGGCUUCUAUGGAGAGGAUUGUUCUUUAGUCCUCACACCUCAGGGUCUGAGGUUGGUCCAAGUGACGGAUGUUUCUCUCCUGGUGGAGUGGGAGUCUGUCCAAGGGGCAGAGUAUUACAUGCUGACCUAUCAUCCUAAAUUUGAURAGGGUGCCAUGGAGGAGGUUCGGAUUUCCAACUCAGAGAAUUCCUACCGCAUUACGGGACUCACACCUGGUGUUACCUACGUUGUCCAAGUCUACGCUGUCAUCAAAAAGAUUCAGAGUGAAGCAGAUAUGAUUGAAGCCACCACGGAUGUCUCAACUGUUGAUGAUAUGCAAGUCAUUGGCCAGACAGAGGUUUCCAUCCAAGUGGACUGGAAGAACCCACAGGCAGAAGUGGAUUACUUCAGACUGACACAUACUGACCCAUCRGGACAGGAGGAGGAGCUGAACGUUCAGAGGAGUCAAGAAGCACGCACCAAGUACACUAUUGUGGGUCUAUAUCCCGGAACAGAGUAUCAAAUUUCUGUGCAGCCCAUCAAAGGGAACACCAAAGGAAAAGCUUCUUUCGCAACCGGUGUYACAGACAUCGAUGCACCAACAAACUUUGUCACUACUGAAGUAACUGAAGACACCGCAACCGUCUCCUGGGAUAAAGCCCAGGCGGAAAUCCAAGGCUACAUGUUGAGCUACACGUCUGCUGAAGGCUCCAGCUCGGACAUCUUUGUAGGGCGUGGCAGCACCUCCUACAGGCUGGUUGGUCUGAGGCCUGGGGUCGUCCACACGGUCUACAUCUGGGCCUUCAAGGGAGACAAAGUCAGUGGGAAGAGUUCAACUGAAGCCGAAACAGAGUUGGAUGCUCCUACUAACCUUUCAGUCGAAGAUGAGACAGACUCCAGCUUCAGAGUUUACUGGGAUCCCACCGAGGCACAAAUUGAUGGCUACAUGCUCGCCUAUAGCUCCUCUGAUGGGUCGAGGGAGGAAACCCCAGUUGGAUCUGAUAGCUCUUAUGCGCUCACUGGCCUUAGGCCAGGGGUCUUCUACACUGUCUAUGUCUGGGCUGUCAGGGGAAGCAAAGCCAGCAGGAAGACCUCAACACAAGCUGAGACAGAGCUGGACGCCCCAGCGAACCUCGUAGCUCACGAUGAAACCGAGUCCAGCUUCAGCCUUUCCUGGGAUCCAGUCCAGGCAGAAAUUGAUGGCUACAUCCUAACCUACACCUCCAUUGAUGGAUCUAGUAAAGAAAUCCCUUUGGGCCCCAACAGCACCUCUUAUUUGCUGACUGGUUUAAGGCCUGCAGUCCUCUACACUGUCUACAUCAAAGCCUCAAGGGGAGACAAAACCAGCAGGACAAUAUCCACACAAGCUGAGACAGAAAUCGACUCCCCUAAGGACCUAAAGGCUUCAGAUGUGACGCAGGAUUCAGCUUCCUUGACUUGGGUUCCUCCUCUGGCCGACAUUGAUGGCUAUAUCCUCACCUAUAGAGACGAAGAAGGAAAAUUACAGACUAUUGAAAAUAGGCUAGAUUCCAGGAAGAGACGCUUUGCUGCAUCCAAGCUGGAGAGGGGAAAGAGGUACAUUGUCACCAUUUACGCCUUUAGGGGCAGCAAAAGGAGUAAGGUGGUGGAGACUUUCUUCAAAACAGUUGCUCUGCUGUACCCCUUCCCUAUGGACUGUGGACAAAUAAUGAAGAACGGCAAUAAAAACAAUGGCGUCUAUACUGUCUACAUUAAUAAUAACCAAUCCAAGCCAAUACAGGUUUACUGUGACAUGACCACCGACGAAGGCGGUUGGCUGGUACUUCAGCGGCGUAACACUGGGAAUCUGGACUUCAUGAGACGCUGGAGGCAGUACAUAGCAGGCUUUGGCAACCUGACAGAGGAGUUCUGGAUUGGUUUGGAUAAGAUACACGAGCUAACCAACACUCCCACGCAGUACGAGAUCAGGUUCGACUUGGGCCUGGGCUCAGAUAGAGCGUACGCCAUUUACGACAACUUUAAGAUCGCUCCGGUCAGACAGAGAUUCAAGCUCACCAUUGGCAAAUACAGAGGGACAGCAGGUGAYGCCAUGACCUACCACCAAGGCCKGCCCUGGACCACCAUAGACUCGGAUAAUGAUCUUGCGUUAACUAACUGUGCCAGGACCCACAAAGGAGCUUGGUGGUAUGCAAACUGUCACUUGGCCAACCUUAAUGGUAAAUGGGGAGACAACGCACACAGUGUGGGAGUCAACUGGGAGCCAUGGAAAGGACAUCUAACAUCCCUGGACUUCACAGAGAUGAAGAUCCGACCCGUGGGAGCGUUGUCCAGCAGAAAGAGGCGAUCGCUGAUGGCCAGAGAGGGAAAAAGCAGAGUCUCAAGCGCCGACAACAAAUAGGAAAGCGGCCAAAAACUGCAACAGAAGCAGUCGGCACCAUCAACCUUUGAUCACACUAGAUUUUGGUGUUUCUGUACAAAUGUAGAUAGACCACACAAGGAUUUUGCAAACAUGUGUGAUUCAAAUAUUGUGUAAUUUUUGGAGAAAGACGAGCAUAACAUAAGCAACCAAAAACCUGUAGUAACUUAUUUCUUGUUUGUAAACAAAUCAGAAAGCCCCGGUUUAGUGUGAUUGUGGGGAAAAAAUGGUCARCAAGAAACUCGUUUGAAUGAAGUUGCAUGCUACGUGGAAGAACAUGUAUUUGUAGACAAUCAUGUUUUGCUGUUUUUUAGGCAACCUGACUAAAAACCAGAAAAAAAUAUGAUGCCAAAUAAAGUUUUCAUGUUAUCUCCUAUUAUUAUAUUAGUCUUAAACCUGUUUUAGAGUCAUAGUUACAUUCCAAUUUAAAUUAAAUCCUCAGAGAUAUAAUUCAAAUAUCCAACAUCCAAAUAAGCAGCGUUACUUGUGUGUUUAAUGAAUGGCUCAUUUGUCAGCUGCUGAAGCAUGUGCCCUUACUCUAUUGAUUAUGCUGCCACUGUGCGUCCAACACUGUCACAUCACAUAAGGCGGUAUGACACAAGCCAGAAAAUAACAACUGAUUGCAGCCUCGAAAAUCCAAAUUGCUCCUGCUUUACAUUCAUAUGACGGGGGACAGCUCGUAUCAAUCAAUGUGACGGGUCCCCAUCAGACGUCAAUAACAAUGACAUUUGUUUGUGCCGCUCUCGAAAACCGAAUGACCAAACUCCCGUUUUUAAUCUGGAAAGCUGACAGAUGCUAUUAAUGUUGCGCUGGCUCCUACUCUGCUUAAUUAGAUUUUCUUAACACUUUUAUCACAAACACAGUUUAUGUGACAAGGACGUGGAGCACAUAAAUCAGCUUUUCAGCCAAUCUGCCAGAAUGGAUUUGAAGUUGCUGAACUUUGUCUUUUUUUUUUUUUAUGCUUUUCAAAUCAAAUCCUGAUUAAUAAUAUUUUCCUUACUAAUUAUGUUUUCAAACUGACAUUAUUAAUUCUUUUUCACUGUAGUGUCACAAAAUAAAUCUGUUUUAAUGA
Molecule: messenger RNA, 4393 nt
Organism: Poecilia reticulata (guppy)
Lineage: Eukaryota; Metazoa; Chordata; Actinopteri; Cyprinodontiformes; Poeciliidae
Source: RefSeq, a predicted model, not a curated record